AUGGACCAUAUACGAAUGAAAAUUAUGGAUGUGGUUGGUAUACAAGAUGUCAGUAGCGCAAAUAUGGUAAAACAGAAGGCAAGAGAUCUGAUGGACGACAUGGAGCGAGUGGCACGGCAGUGCGACAAACGUCGUAUGACAUUGCAGCAGAUCGCCGAACAAAGCCGAGUCUGGGGUCAGGCACGAGACGCUGUAGAAUUGUGGAUGCAAGAGGCCGACGAAGUGUUAGGCCAUAAACGUUCCGAAGAGACGACGGAUGAGGCAGUACAAGAGGAGCUGAAGGCCAUAGAGGGCAUCAUUGGAGAGCUCGACGAGAAAAAAGCCGCAAUCAAGGACGUAAAUGCCAAG
Messenger RNA from Haemonchus placei, 348 nucleotides. Lineage: Eukaryota; Metazoa; Nematoda; Chromadorea; Rhabditida; Trichostrongylidae. The record is from the annotation of a GenBank genome assembly.